AUGAUUGAAUUACAAGAAAGCAUAAACCAUUUAAAUCAAUCUUAUGUAACAAAUAAUAUAGGUGUACAAAUAAUUUUUGAAAAUAUAUCUUAUACAGUAAAAAAUAAAAAUUAUAAAUCAAAAAAUAAAUCUAAAGAUAUAAUAUCAAACAAUGAUGGUGUCAGUAACAUCAAAAAUUUAAAAGAAAUUACAAUUCUAGAUAAUAUAUCAGGCAUUAUUCAACCAGGUGAAAUGAUUGGGUUAUUUGGUCCUUCUGGUUCAGGCAAAUCUACAUUAUUAGAUAUAUUGGCAAAGAGAAAAUCAACAGGAACCAUUUCAGGUAAAAUUUUAGUAAAUGGUAAAGAAAUUGGUGAUGGUUUUAAAAAGUAUUGCUCCUAUGUCACACAAGAAGACUUUUUAUUACAAACAUCAACUGUAGAGGAAACUUUAAAAUUUCAUGCAGAUUUAAGAUUACCAGAUAUGAAUGAAAAAGAUAAAUGGAAAAGAGUCGAACAAGUUUUAAAAGAUAUUGGGUUGCACGAAAAAGCAAAAUCAAAGAUUGGCGGCAUUUUACCAGGUGGUACAAUUUUAAAAGGUUUAUCGGGUGGUGAAAAGAAAAGAGUUUCCAUUGGUUGUGCUCUAGUUACAAAUCCAUCAGUGCUACUAUUAGAUGAACCAACCAGUGGUUUAGAUAGUGUUACUGCUUUAUCCGUAAUGAAAACAUUGACAAGCUUGACACAAAAAGGAGUUACUGUUGUAUCCUCUAUCCAUCAACCUAAUAUAUUAAUAUAUUCACUAUUCCACCAAAUAAUGGUAAUAAUCAAAGGAAGAAUGUUGUACAAUGGUCCAAAUGUUAUAGGUUAUUUUGAAAAACUAGGCUACAAACUACCAAACAAUACAAAUCCAGCAGAUUUUUGUCUAGAUACAAGUGUAGAGAUUCAAAAUAAAGAGGACUAUAACGAAAUCUGCAGUCAAUGGGAGAUUGAAUGGAAACAAAGUAUAUUAGAACAAUCACUAAAUCAAACACUAAUAAACACAUCCGAAAUAGUAUAUACAAACACAUCAAUCUUCUAUCAAUAUAAAAUCUUAAUGAAAAGAUUAUUUACCGAUUUCUAUCGUAACAGUGGGGCAUUUGUAACACGUUUAUCUUCGGGUAUCAUUAUUGGUCUAUUGUUUUCUGCAUGCUUUGGCCGUUUACAUCCAAGUCAAGACGAUAUAUUAAAGAUUGCUGGUGUUAUAUUUUUCAUUUUAGCCGUAUUAGCAUUAUCACCCUUUACAAUUGUAUCACUUUUUCUUUCAAAUAGAGAAAUUUUUAAUUCAGAAAGAGCCUCCAAAAUCUAUCAUCCCUUUCCAUAUUAUCUUUCAAACAUAACCCUUGAAGCUUUUAUAUUGUUUUUUGUAACACUAUUUAUUACAACGAUCUCUUACUGCGUCAAUCAUCUCCGAUGGAAUUUCACAAGUUUUAUUGUGACCUUUGUUGUCUAUUAUUUUAUCAUUGUUUGCUCUGAUCUUUUGGUUAUAACUUUGACCAAUGUUACUGGUAAAUCCGAUCUAACUUUUAUUUAUGGAACCUCAAUCGCAAUUAUCUAUUUAUUGUUCAUGGGCUUUUUAAUACCUGUAAACAGUUUACCAAAAAGUUUUUUUUGGUUGCACUAUAUAAACCCUUUACACUAUGGAUUUGCAACUGCCAUGGUAAUUCAAUUUAAAGACUAUGAACUAACCUGUAAUCCAAAUCAACCAUGUCUUUAUAAAAAUGGAAAUGACUUUUUAAAUUUUUAUGGUUUUCAAGAUUGGACAAUACAAAAAGGUAUACCGAUAAUUGUACUUUGGUUAUUAUUUUUCUUUUUCUGUGGAUAUUUAGCUUUACACAAAUUAAAUAAAGAAAAAAGAUAA
Dictyostelium purpureum is the source of this 1872-nucleotide messenger RNA. RefSeq lists its product as uncharacterized. Gene Ontology annotation, cellular component: membrane. Lineage: Eukaryota; Evosea; Eumycetozoa; Dictyosteliales; Dictyosteliaceae. The transcript has 2 exons. Gene Ontology annotation, molecular function: ATP binding; ATP hydrolysis activity; ABC-type transporter activity. The coding region runs from base 1 to 1872 and encodes 623 amino acids. The record is from RefSeq and is a predicted model, not a curated record.